GAGACGUCUAGAUUAUAAAUAAGACCUGUGCCUAAGAUUCUCUUGAGACAGACAGAGAAGCGGCUUCUCAAUAGCUUUCCUUAAUCUUCCAAACCUUUAUCUCCGUGUGCUCAUCAUUUGGCGAUUGUAGUUCAAGUUCACAAGUCGCAGGUGUUGAACGUAAUAUCCGGGUUCACUGCUGCAUCCGCUAGAUCAGGUUCACUUGAAAUAUUUUCCGUCCAAAGAAGGUGAUUUUUUCAAGUAAAGGAUUUAAAAUGAUGAUAGUCGGGUUCAAAGCGUUGCUAGUUGUCUUCAUAGCGCUACUUGCGGCUACCGUAGUCAGCGGAUCUCCGGUGAAAGAAAUGAUAGCAAAAGAUGGAAAGCCCAUCACUUCUGAUCACAAAACAAAUUCCCCCGUUUCCGCUUUCGCGAUACCACGACCAUGGAGGGCCAGAGGUCUUAAAAUCAGUUCAGAUGCAUUGGAGUCUUCCUCUGGUCUUUCUAAAAGAUCGGGUACUAAAAUUUUGGGUACUCGUGUCAGCGCACACGAUGACGGCAGCACUCCGGCUCGACCAGAGUUGGUCGCUAAAUUUUGGGGCCCACUUCCAUGGACGGUCAAGAACUCUUAGGAAUUUUCAUGCUCAUUGAAUUUUUCACAUUGAAGUAUCAAGACGUGUUUCCUAAAGAGAUGGCCGAAAGAUAUGUUCAGGAGUUUCAUGUCAAU
Molecule: messenger RNA, 703 nt
Organism: Melampsora larici-populina 98AG31
Lineage: Eukaryota; Fungi; Basidiomycota; Pucciniomycetes; Pucciniales; Melampsoraceae
Exons: 4
Coding region: 255-608 (117 amino acids)
Source: RefSeq, a predicted model, not a curated record